This is a messenger RNA of Boleophthalmus pectinirostris (great blue-spotted mudskipper), 1784 nucleotides long. RefSeq names its product splicing factor 3a, subunit 3 (gene sf3a3). The transcript has 17 exons. Gene Ontology annotation, biological process: mRNA splicing, via spliceosome. Bases 134 to 1639 code for a protein of 501 amino acids. Gene Ontology annotation, cellular component: spliceosomal complex; nucleus. Gene Ontology annotation, molecular function: zinc ion binding; RNA binding. NCBI's taxonomy places the organism in Eukaryota, Metazoa, Chordata, Actinopteri, Gobiiformes, Gobiidae. The record is from RefSeq and is a predicted model, not a curated record.
CGCUGCACUCGCUUUCCAAUCAUGCGCCAUUGAAAACAAACGUAGCCGAGACGAUAGGCUUUUUUCAUUGAUCGCUUCAGUACUUUAUCAGGUUUAAAUUGUAUUUAGCUGAAGUUUACGUAAACAAACAAAGAUGGAAAGCAUUUUAGAGCAACAGCGCCGCUAUCAUGAAGAGAAGGAGCGACUUAUGGAUGCAAAAACGAAAGAAAUGUUACACAAAAAGUCUACGCUUCGGGAGCAGAUAAAUUCUGAUCAUCGGACACGAGCAAUGUUGGAUCGGUACAUGGAAGUGUGUGCAAACCUCAGAGACUCGUAUGAAGACAAAGAUGGGAUGAGGAGGGAUGAACUGGCUGCCAUCUCGGGGCCAAACGAGUUUGCAGAGUUCUACAACCGGCUCAAACACAUAAAGGAGUUCCACAGAAAGCAUCCAAAUGAGAUUUCCAUUCCGAUGUCGGCAGAGUUUGAAGAGUUAUUUAAAGCCCAGGAGAACCCCAGUGAAGAAGCUCAGAAUCUGGUGGAGUUCACAGAUGAGGAAGGAUACGGCCGUUACCUGGACCUGCACGACUGCUACCUGAAAUAUAUCAACCUGAAGGGCGCUGAGAAACUGGACUAUAUCACCUACUUAUCCUCAUUCGACCAGCUCUUCGACAUCCCCAAAGACCGGAAGAACGCUGAAUACAAAAGGUAUCUGGAAAUGCUGCUGGAGUAUCUGCAGGAGUAUACCGACAGAGUAAAACCUUUACUGGACCAGAACGACCUGUACAAUAAAGUGCUGACGGAGUUUGAGAAGAAAUGGGACAAUGGCUCCUUCCCUGGCUGGCCUAAAGAGGCCAGCAGUGCCUUGACACAUGCCGGAGCUCAUCUGGACCUUUCUGCUUUUUCGUCCUGGGAGGAGCUGGCUUCUUUGGGUCUGGACAGGUUGAAGUCUGCUCUCAUGGCUUUGGGGUUGAAAUGUGGAGGAACUCUUGAAGAACGUGCUCAAAGACUGUUCAGCACCAAAGGCAAGUCCCUGGAGUCGUUGGACCCUUCUCUGUUUGCAAAGAACCCCAAAGCCAAAGGCCCAAAAAAAGACACAGAGCGUAACAAGGAGAUUGGCUUCCUGGAGUCUCAAGUUUAUGAAUACGUGGAGAUUCUUGGAGAGCAGAGGCAGUUGACCCACGAGAAUGUCCAGAGAAAGCAGGCGCGCACAGGGGAGGAGAGAGAAGAGGAGGAGGAGGAGCAAAUCAGCGAGAGCGAAAGUGAGGAUGAAGACAACGAGAUCAUCUACAACCCCAAGAACCUGCCACUGGGUUGGGACGGGAAGCCCAUCCCAUACUGGCUUUACAAACUCCACGGGCUCAACAUCAACUACAACUGUGAGAUCUGUGGAAACUACACAUACAGAGGACCCAAGGCCUUCCAGAGACACUUUGCGGAAUGGAGGCACGCUCACGGAAUGCGCUGUCUAGGAAUCCCCAACACAGCCCACUUUGCCAACGUCACACAGAUUGAAGAUGCGGUUUCUUUGUGGGCAAAACUCAAGUCCCAGAAGGCUUUGGAAAGAUGGCAACCAGACACAGAGGAAGAAUAUGAAGAUUCUAUUGGAAAUGUGGUGAACAAGAAGACGUACGAGGAUCUGAAGAGGCAGGGCUUGCUCUAGAUCAUUUUAUCAGUUCAUUUUUUAUCACGUGUUUUGCUUUUUAUAUGUAAGUAAUUAGUAAUGGUGUUUUAUCGCUACCCAUUUCCUUAUCAUUUUGUAAUAUGGUAACAUUGAUCCUUAUAAUAAACACAAUACUGUCACUGUU